Meriones unguiculatus (Mongolian gerbil) is the source of this 3252-nucleotide messenger RNA. It is a transcript of the gene Dglucy, whose product is annotated as D-glutamate cyclase. The transcript has 13 exons. The record is from RefSeq and is a predicted model, not a curated record. Gene Ontology annotation, molecular function: D-glutamate cyclase activity. Gene Ontology annotation, biological process: glutamate metabolic process. The coding region runs from base 259 to 2115 and encodes 618 amino acids. NCBI's taxonomy places the organism in Eukaryota, Metazoa, Chordata, Mammalia, Rodentia, Muridae.
CUUGAGAGCAUUGGCUGCAGCUCCCGGUGCCUGCGACUGGCCCAGGCAUGGAGACCCGAGCCUGAGCUGGACAGAACAAGCCAGUGGCGGUGGCGGCAGGCCUCCCCAGAAGCUCCUGUGAGCUGAAGAAAAGGGACCUUUAUGCCUUUCAGAAGGAGGCUCGUUCUGCAAGGCUGAGGAAACAAGGCAAAGAAUUGUGUGUCACUCUAGUCCAGACGUCUCAAACCAACAGUUCCUGGCAGCCCACUCAGGGAUGGUAUGGUGCCUUUCUCACUUCUCUCAAGGUCCUGUCUUCUCUCUACUCUAAGGAGUCUACCAAAGGCAGCACACAUUAGAAACACAUCCAGCAUGACUGAAGGGCUCCAACCAGCUGGUGUGGUGGUCCUGCCCAGAUCCCUAGCGCCGGCCUUUGAAAGCUUCUGCCAGGCCAACCAUGGUCCUCUGCCCCUGCUGCGCCAAAGUGAGCCAAGGAAGAUGCUGCCUCACCUGAGCCCUGUUCCAGACAUAAGGACCACCCGUCCACAGUUUCAGAAAUACGAGUUUGGCACCUGCACUGGCACCCUGGCCUCACUCGAAGAGCACUCAGAGCAGCUAAAGGACAUGGUGGCCUUCUUCAUGGACUGCAGCCUCCCUAUAGACGAGGCCUUGGAACGGGCAGGAGUCCCCAGAAGGGACCCAGCAGGCCCCAGCCACACAGGAGCAUACAAGACUUCGGUGCCAUGUGCCGCCACUGCUGGCUUCUGCUGCCCUCUGGUGGUCACAAUGAGACCUGUCCCCAAGGACAAGCUGGAAAGGCUGCUGCAGGCCACUCACUCCAUAGGAGGACAGCAAGGACAACCCAUCCACAUUGGUGACCCAGAACUUUUGGGAAUCAAGGCGCUUUCUGAACCUGACUACGGGAGUUAUGUGGAGUGUCGGCCGGGGGAUGUCCCAGUGUUCUGGCCUUCUCAGCUGACCAGUCUGGAAGCAGUCGUCAGCUGCAAGGCUCCAUUGGCUUUCACCAGCACUCCAGGCUUCCCGGUGAUGAUCCCGAAGGACACGGUGUCUCCAGCCGUUCGUCCGACUCCCGAGAUGGUCCCAGAAGUCCACGCCAUUUCCAAAGACCCUUUGCACUACAGCAUAGUGUCCGCCUCCGCUGCUCAAAAGAUCAGAGAGCUGGAGUCCACAAUCGCCACAGACCCAGGAAAUCGAGGGAUCUGGCAUCUGCUACUUAAAGAUGAGUUGCUGCAGGCUGCUCUGUCGCUGUCUCAUGCCCACUCAGUACUGGUCACCACUGGAUUCCCCACUCAUUUUAAUCACGAGCCCCCAGAGGAAACAGAUGGUCCACCGGGAGCCAUCGCUUUAGCUGCCUUCCUGCAGGCUCUGGGGAAGGAGGCCGCCAUGGUGGUAGACCAGAGAGCCUUGAACUUACAUAUGAAGAUUGUGGAAGAGGCCGUUAAGCAAGGGGUUCUGAAGACGCCAAUCCCCAUAUUAACGUACCAAGGUGGAUCAGUGGAAGAUGCUCGGGCAUUUUUAUGCAAAGAUGGGGACCCCAAGUCUCCUAGAUUUGACCAUCUGGUGGCCAUAGAGCGUGCAGGAAGGGCCGCUGAUGGCGGUUACUACAAUGCGAGGAAGAUGAACAUCAAGCAUUUAGUUGACGCCAUUGAUGACAUUUUCCUCGCCGCACGGAAGCUUCCUGGAGUCUCAUCAACUGGAAUCGGAGAUGGCGGCAAUGAACUUGGCAUGGGCAAGGUCAAGGAGGCCGUGAAGAAGCACAUAAGAAACGGAGAUGUCAUCGCCUGUGACGUGGAGGCCGACUUUGCUGUCAUUGCCGGUGUUUCUAACUGGGGAGGCUACGCCCUGGCCUGCGCACUGUACAUUCUGAACUCAUGUCAAGUCCACGAGUGCUACCUGAGGAAAGCAACUGGAUCUUCCACAGUGACUGGGGAGCAGAGCUGGAUUCAGGCCCUGCCAUCUGUCGCUAAGGAAGAAAAAAUGUUGGACAUCUUGGUACAGAACCAAGUCCGGAGUGGAGUCUCGGGCAUCGUGGGCAUGGAAGUAGAUGGGCUGCCUUUCCAUGGUGUUCAUGCUGAGAUGAUCCAGAAGCUGGUGGACGCCGCCACAGGGCGUCCAUGACCAACUGUGCUGGCCGCGUGCCAAGUCGCCACCCGAUGGCUAGCCUGUGUCUAGGCAGGAGUCCCAGAGGCAUCGCUCUAAUUGUCCUUCACCCUAGUGUCUGCAGGCCACCCUUACGGUCUGCUCUGAGAAUCUUUUUGCCUGCUACUUAAGAGAUAACUUGUGGGCAGGGCGCAGUGGCACACGCCUGUAGUCCCAGCACUCAGGGAGGCAAAGGCAGGCAGAUUGCUCUGAGUUCGAGGCCAGCCUGGUCUGCAAAGCAAGUCCAGGGGAGCCAAGCUACACAGAGAAACCCUGUCUUGAAAACCCCCCAAAAAACCAACCAAACAAAAAGAAAUAAUUUGUGCGCAGUUAACUGUAAGGCAGAGUGUGAGAAUAAGCAUCAGCCGGGCAGUGAUGGCACAGGCCUCUCAUCCCAGUACUCCGGUACUCAGGAGGCAGAGGCUCACAGAUCUCUGAGUCUGAGGCCAGCCUGGGCUACAGAGCAAGUUCCGGGACAGCCAGGGUUACACAGAGAAACCCUGCCUUUAAAAAAGUAAAAAAACCAAAAAAGCAUCACCAUGGCCGGGGCUAACGGAAGAAGGAUGAGUGCCCACACCUGGAGUGUUGGGUAAAACACUGUGUUGUGUACUCAGCACCAGCAGCAGCAACACACUUGGACCUCUGAAACUGCUUUCUUUUUCUAAUGGUGAUCUGCUUACAAUUGAACGGUCCUCCCACAACACCCUCCCGCCACCACAUCCCACUGUCCCUCACCCCCAUUCGCCUCUGACAUUUCUUACUCAUACUUUCCAUCUUACUCCUAACCCUGGCCAGACUCCUUGCCUCUUUCUAUGGGCAGGAAGCCAUUUUUGCCAGUAGAGACCAAAGGUGAGUCAGACCUGCCCAGGGCUCGGACAGAUGAGCUCACCCCGAUCUUUCACAACCUCCAAGCCCAAUUUUCUCAGCAAAAUCAGAAACUGAGCCGCUGACCACGCCCCGUUAUAGGCUUAGUCAUGACAUCUUGUGUGAGUCUGCCAAGAGUUGUUGCAUUUCUUUAAACAUGGCUUGUGUGGUUCUUCAAGGGGCAUUCAUUGUGAAGAAGGAGCCCAUGGUAGAGAUUUCACACCCCAAUAAAGUCUAAGUGCAAAAAGAAAA